Molecule: messenger RNA, 729 nt
Organism: Tauraco erythrolophus (red-crested turaco)
Lineage: Eukaryota; Metazoa; Chordata; Aves; Musophagiformes; Musophagidae
Source: RefSeq, a predicted model, not a curated record
AUGGGCAAAGCAGGGAGGAAAUGCCUCAAGUGCCUGCGGAGAGCAGCUGAUCCCCAUCAACAGCCCGAGAUGUCCUCCUGGCCAAGGAUCUCCUGCAGCCAGGGCACGUACUGGCGGCAGAGAGCAUCCGGACCCUCCAUUGUGACCCCUCCUAAGGACAUCUGGAAUGUGACAGGAGCACAGAUCUACCUGAGCUGUGAAGUCAUGGGAAUCCCAACCCCUGUCCUCAUCUGGAACAAGAUCAUUCGAGGACAGUAUGGUGUCCAGAGGAUGGAGCUUCUGCCUGGGGACCGGGAAAACUUGGCUAUCCAGACCCGAGGGGGCCCUGAGAAACACGAAGUGACUGGCUGGGUGCUCAUAUCUCCUCUGAGCAAAGAGGAUGCUGGAGAAUAUGAGUGUCACGCAUCAAAUGCCAAAGGAGAGGCAACAGCCUCUGCGAAAAUCCAUGUUGUGGAAACUCUGCAUGAAAUAGCUCUGACCAAAGAUGAUGGUGCAGAGCUGUGAUGUGAUGUGAGGACUUUCACUUACGCACAGUUUUAAAUCAGUAUUUUGAAAAGCUGCAACCUCUGGCUUUUUCUAGCUCACUAAUCAUUCCCUCUUAACUCCCUCAUCUUUGAUUACCAAUUUGCUUGCACACUUCUUUCACAGAUACACAAAUAAAGAGAUUCACAACUUUGAUUACAAAUUUUAAUUCUAUUUACAGGAAAUAAACAUACUUUGGACAGCACA